Messenger RNA from Suncus etruscus (white-toothed pygmy shrew), 1391 nucleotides. RefSeq names its product YJU2 splicing factor homolog (gene YJU2). Bases 66 to 1037 code for a protein of 323 amino acids. Gene Ontology annotation, biological process: mRNA splicing, via spliceosome. The transcript is spliced from 7 exons. Gene Ontology annotation, cellular component: U2-type catalytic step 1 spliceosome. Lineage: Eukaryota; Metazoa; Chordata; Mammalia; Eulipotyphla; Soricidae. The record is from RefSeq and is a predicted model, not a curated record.
GAAAUCUUGGUAAAUAGCAAACCUCACCAGUUCUCUUGUGCUCUGGGGAAGAAUAAGAGGCAAAGAUGUCGGAGCGAAAAGUUUUAAACAAAUACUACCCGCCUGAUUUUGACCCGUCAAAGAUCCCCAAACUCAAGCUCCCCAAAGACCGGCAGUAUGUGGUGCGAUUGAUGGCCCCGUUCAACAUGAGAUGCAAGACUUGUGGCGAAUACAUCUAUAAGGGUAAGAAGUUCAACGCACGCAAGGAGACUGUGCAGAACGAGGUCUACCUGGGCCUGCCCAUCUUCCGCUUCUACAUCAAGUGCACAAGAUGCCUGGCGGAGAUCACCUUCAAGACAGAUCCUGCAAACACAGACUACACCAUGGAACACGGGGCCACGAGGAACUUCCAGGCCGAGAAGCUUCUGGAAGAGGAGGAGAAGCGGAUCCAGAAGGAGAGGGAGGACGAAGAGCUCAACAACCCCAUGAAGGUGCUGGAGAACCGGACCAAGGACUCGAAGCUAGAGAUGGAAGUUCUGGAGAACCUGCAGGAGCUCAAGGACCUGAACCAGCGACAGGCACACGUAGACUUCGAGGCGAUGCUGCGGCAGCACCGGUUGUCAGAGGAGGAGCGGCGCCAACAGGAGCAGGAGGAGGAUGAGCGCGAGGCGGCGGUCCUGGUGGAGGAAGCUCGGAAGCGGAGGCUUCUGGAAGAUUCUGACUCAGAGGAGGAGGAAGAGGCACGGGGGACGGCAGCAGCUCCAGACAAACGCCGGUCCACCCCACGACCCAACCCCACAGCCAUCCUAGAUGAGGCCCCCAAAGCCAAGAGGAAGGCAGAGAGUUGGGAGCGGAGUGUGGGCACCCUGGGCGGCACACCCCAACUAUCGGGCCUGGUCAUCGUGAAGAAAACAGAUCCAAAUGGUGACACCCCAAAAGUCCAGGGGCCUCUGGCCACAGGCUCCAUGAAGAAUGGCAUCCCCCAGACACCAGUUUCCUCCUCCCUGAGCCAACUGGGGGCCUAUUCGGACAGCGAAGACAGUAGUGGCAGCAACUGAGCACCCUGUUGUGGGCACCAUCUCGGCCCAGCACAAUGGACCAGACAGAAGUCCUGGUUCUGGCUUGAGGCAGGACAGUCACCUCUUCAGUUCAGGACCCAGUGUCCCUUCUCUCCUCCACGCCAGCCCCCCAGAACCUCGGGCUCCCUAGCUCAGCCUUGGGACAUCAUCAGAAGCCUCUCUUUUGACUCCCCCAGUGUCUGUGGGUUUGGGGAUCACAGUGGAGCCCCGACUCCCACAGGUCCUUCCCACCAGAGCCCAUAAGGAUGAAUCUGAGGAACUCUGGGAAGGGUCUGGAACACUCUAUCCUGGGGCGGUGGCCCCGAGAAAUCAGAAUAAAUGUUUGUGCAUUUU